CCGAAAGGUGUCUUCGGUAGCGAGUGGCGUGAGCUGUCAACAGCACAGGGUCUUCGUCCGGUCCGGUACCCAACACUCUCCCCGGUCCGCGCCGACUGGAGCAGUGCAGCGUCUUCAUCCCGCUCCCCAGCCUAUGCCGCUCCCGUUCGACACCGUCGGCCAGGCCGUCGGCGCGGCGACGUGGCUGGUUGGUGUGGUGGCCGAGCGGCUCAUCGGCGACCGCGCUGCGGCGUGGGCCGCCCGCCACGGCGUCGCGCAGGAGGAGGUCGCGCGCCUCAGGGCCGAGCUGCGGCGCGCCAACCUCGUGCUCGGCGCCGCGCGCGCGGGGGCCGCGGGCGGGAGAAGGAUCGGGAACGAGCAGCUCGCGGAGCCCAUCGCCGCCGUGCGCCGGCUGGCCGCCGACGCGCGCAACCUCCUCGACGAGCUCGACUACCUCGAGAUCCACGACGAGAUCAAAGAUAAGGUGCACAAUCGCUGCAGCCCAAGUUCAUCAAAGGCGCAAUCUAUUAUUCGAUUUGCAUAUGGUUUUGCCAAUCAGACGAGUAAAUAUAUAUCGUCUGCAGUAAAAAUUCCUGCUAUGCAUAACAAGGAGGACUAUCCUUCGACGUCCAAAAGAAGGUUUGAGCGUCAUGAUAUCAUGAAUGGGAUAAAAAGAAUGAAGCUUACUGAUUCAGCUGGCCAAACCAUUCCAGAGAGAGAGCUUGAAGGGGAGGCAGUCUCAGAUGGAACUCCAGAAAGGAAUCUCUGUAAGGAUGACAUAUCUCAGAGGAUAACCAUUAUUGUUGACCAGCUACACGAGAUCUGUGAGGACGUUCGUAAAGCUCUCAAGCAAGACAAAAUCGAUGAAAUUACUCGAUUAACGAACAGCACAAGCACAGACUCACGAGAGGAAGGAGCCUGCUACACUGAAACCAAAGUUUUUGCACGAGAAGACGAGAAGAAUGAGAUUGUAAAAUUAAUCACCAAUGGCUCAGCAAGCAAUCAAAAGCUUGCAGUUCUUCCAAUUAUUGGUAAUGGAGGUGUUGGGAAGACAACAUUUGCUCGGUUGGUGUACAACGACCCAGAAGUAAAAGCAAAAUUUGAUGUCGGGAUAUGGAUCUAUGUUUCCGCUAGCUUUGAUGAAGUCAAGCUUAUGGAAGAGAUUUUACAAUGUAUUUCUGAAGGCACGCAUAAAAGCGUGACCAAGAAUUUGAGUAUGUUACAAGAUGGUAUCAAGAAAUAUUUGCACAAAAGAUUCCUACUUGUUUUGGAUGAUGUGUGGGAAGAGAAUGAGAGACGCUGGGAAAAGCUGUUGGCUCCACUUAGAUGUACAGAAAUCACAGGCAAUGUGGUUUUGGUGACUACUCGAAUAAAAUCAGUUGCGAAAAUAGCAAGCAUAGCGGAGCAGCAUAUCAACUUGGGUGGUUUAAAGGAAGAUGUGUUUUGGCUUUUCUUCAAAAGAUGUAUAUUUGGUGAUGAAAACUAUCAAGGCCGAAGGAAGUUACAGAAAAUUGGAAAGGAAAUUGCCACUAGGUUAAGAGGGAACCCGCUGGCAGCAAAAAGUGUAAGCACACUUUUGAAACGAAGACUUGAAGAGGGUUACUGGCAGAGAAUUUCUGACGGUGAUGAAUGGAAAUUACAGGGAGACGACGACGACAUCAUGCCAGCACUCAUGCUAAGUUACAAUCACCUUGCUUACCACCUUCAGAGAUUGUUCUCCUACUGUGCUUUAUUUCCAAAGGGCUACAAGUUUAACAAGGAACAGUUGGUACAUAUUUGGAUUGCUCUUGGCUUUAUAACUGACGCAAGAAAGAGACCAGAGGAUACUGCUAGUGACUAUUUUGAUGAUCUGGUAGACCGAAGCUUUUUUGAAAAAAUUGAGGAGCCGUGGGAAGAUUCAUAUUAUCUCAUGCAUGAUUUAAUUCAUGACCUUGCACAGAGCGUCUCAGUCGAUGAAUGUCUCACAUUAGAUGGCUCAGGUCCUGUAACUGUCUCCCAGUAUGUUAGUCAUAUAAGCAUCUGGACUGAUGCAGCAUACAAGAAGAAACAAAAUGGCAAAAUAGAGCAUAAUGAAACCUUUGACAAAGGGCUAACUGCCAUUCAAGAUGAGGAUAUUUUGAGAAGCUUAGACAGUUUAGUGCUAAUUGGUUCUUAUGACAGGACAUCCUCUCUAUCAUUUGCAAAGAUUCUCAGGCAACUAAAGUAUGUCCGAGUACUCCGGCUAUCAGCAUUGUUCUUUAGCGCUGACAUCUUGCCGUCAGGUAUUGCAAAUUUUAUCCAUCUUCGCUAUCUAGAAUUGAGAUCCACAGAGGACACCCUGAAAUGUUUGCCUACGUCUCUAUGUAGACUUUACCAUCUUCAGGUACUGGAUGUAAGGCAUUGUUGCGGUCUUAAUGAUUUGCCAAGAGACCUGUGCAAUCUUGUAAAUCUGCGCUAUCUCCUUGUUCCGGAGUCGGGGACAUUGCACUUGCACUCAAAGAUAGUAAGAGUUGGCGAACUUAAAUUUCUACAGGAAUUGAAAGAAUUCCAUGUUAAACCAGAGAGUGGAUUUGGGAUUUCACAGCUGGAGUACUUGAAUGAGAUCAGAGGAUCACUUAGAAUAUUUAAUCUUGAUAAUGUCAUAGAAAAGGAUGAGACCACUUAUGCAAGAAUCAAAGAUAAAAGGCAUCUCAGGACAUUGUCACUAUCAUGGGGAAGAACAAGUGUUAAUUUUCCAAAGGAAGCACUGGAGGGUCUUGAACCACAUGAUCGUCUGGAGCACCUCCAUAUCAUGAAUUACAUAGGUGUCACUCCAUCCUGGUUGGGAGAAAACAUCACCCUCAAAAAUUUAGAAAGUCUAUAUCUUCAUGAUUGUACAGGAAUGGAGACCCUACCACCAUUCAUUCAAUUGCCAUUUCUGGAGAAACUAUCCUUGGUUGGUAUGUCUUCACUGAAUGAGAUCAAAUUUGAUUCCGAUUAUGCAAGUGCAAGCAGAGGUUCUAGUUCCUUUGAGGAGGAUAUGUCAGAUUUGGAUGAUUUUGCCCUUGCUGAUAUUGAAAUAUGUAAAUGUCCAAUGUUAACAUCACUGAGUCUUCUUUCCUGCAAGGCAUUGACAAAACUGAGCAUCAAAGACUGUGUGGUGCUAGCUUCUAUAGAUGGUUUGCAGUCCCUUGAACAACUGACGUUCUGUGAGAUUAAAGAGUGCCCUUGUUUUCCAUAUUCUCCAGAUUUUGAAAGACCUUUCCAGAGAAUAAGCAUAUAGCAUCACUUAACUCUGGUGUUUGAUGAAGGACCAUUUCACAAACUGAAUUGAACUUCGUGUUCAGGUUGAUCUGGCUGUCCAACGAGGUCAAUAACCAUUUGGAGUUGGUUCAGCGAUUGCUAAGGCGCACACGGUUUGUUCGUUUGUAGUCAGAUCGUGAGGGUCGACUCCAGCAAAUCGAUAGUUAUCCCUCUCACCGAAAGAUCGGGCACUCUAGUCCUAUCACUUUGUCACUUGGUGAUUUGCCUGCUCCACCUUGUGAUGAAGAAGAGUUCUGUGAUCAUGAUUCACUUAUCACAACGCCACAACUAGAGAGCAAAAAUUCUUUUGUUGCUCUUUCUGUGCCGAACAGUUUGCAGGAGGAUUGGAAAAAUUCUGUGGAAAGCAUUGAGCUAUAUGUGCAACUAUGCCCAUUGACGGUGUUUGGGGAGAACGAUUGUUCAACAUCGACAACUUCAGACGAGCAUGAUACAAGAGAAACACGAGGUGCUGCAAUCACUACUGGUACUAAAAAUUUGGGUGACAAUGCAUCUUAUAUAUCUAAGAUACAACAUAAAUAUAAUGGAAAUAUUGUUCAUUCUGUUUCUGAAGAAUCACAGGAUGAAAUUCAAUUUGUUUGUUGCAUUAGCACUGAGCACGAGCAGCUGAAACUCAUACCAUCUUUCAAUAUUUUGGGUUGCAUUGAGUUUGAUGUUCUCUACGAUCUGAGUUGUUUAGAGCAGUUGUUUCAGAUUUCCAGAUUGCCAUGUUUUGAUCAUUGUUCAUUCUAUGCAAUUGACAAUUUUGAUAGCAAAGGAGACUAUUUGGUUCAUCA
Messenger RNA from Panicum virgatum (switchgrass), 4034 nucleotides. Its product is annotated as putative disease resistance protein RGA3. Gene Ontology annotation, molecular function: ADP binding. NCBI's taxonomy places the organism in Eukaryota, Viridiplantae, Streptophyta, Magnoliopsida, Poales, Poaceae. The transcript has 3 exons. The record is from RefSeq and is a predicted model, not a curated record. Gene Ontology annotation, biological process: defense response to other organism. The coding region runs from base 134 to 3220 and encodes 1028 amino acids.